ACCAGUUUUACCAUCCCUAACGUAAUUGGAAAAAAGAAAAAAGUGUGCAAAUAAAUAAUUUGCUGAUAAUAAAACAAUAGUGUUUCAUUUGCAAAAAAAAAAAAAAAAAUAAGUGUUAUUUGUUUAAUAAAAUUGUUUGCCUGCAGUGAUUUUUCAAUAAGGUGUUUGGUUUAUAUUCCCCUUAAGAAUUGAAACGAAUGAAGGUUUUUUCAACAUUCGACUUAAACUAAAGCAAGAAUUAUAAACGAAAGGAACAAGAAUACCUAAUAACACAAAAACUACAACAACUACAACCACAGCAGCAAUAACAUUAGCAGCAUACAAGCAAAUUUAGUAACUUGAGUGAAUGGGAAUACGAACAAAGAAAAAAAGUGUGAAAUAGCGCACAAAGAAAAAUCCAAAAAAUAAAAAAUCCUAAUAAUAAAAAAAUGCUGGUGCAUUGAAAACAGAAAAAUAAAGUUUAAGCAACGAAGCACAGGAUUUAUUUCAAAACCUUCCCCCUCUCCAUACUAAAGAAUAUAACAACAGCAACAGAAAAUUCUCUCCAACAAAAGCAACAAUAUACAUUGGCAGAGUAAUAAAAUCUCACGAAUUAACAGUUCCAUACAUAUAAUUGAGGUGUAAAUAGAGGAAACAAAAAAUCCCAAAGGAAAAGGGUGAGAUUAAGUGUAUGUAGUAAAUUAGUUAGAAAUAAACACAGAGAAACAAAACAAGAAAACCAACAACAACAACAAUAAUUAAGAGGAGAGGCUUAAAGUAAUUAAACACAAAACAAAGUAAAUUGCAAUUAAAACGACACAAGACACGACGUCAACAAAACAAACAAUACAACAAGCUACUGUUGCUGCCGCUGUUAGUGGAUUACCAAUAACUACAACAUCAUCAUCAUCUACAACUACACAUCAACAAACAUCACAACAACAACAGCAAUCACAAAAAGCUUUAACUGCUGCCCACACUUAUCCACAGCUUCAGCAACACCAUCAACUACAUUUACAAUUAAAUCCAACAACAGCGGCAGUAGCAGUAGCAGCAUCAACAACAUCCGAAGCAGCAACAACAUCAGCAACAGCAGCGGCGGCAGCAGCAGCCACUUCCUCCUCCUCCAUUACAGCUAAAACUUCAAAACCGCAAACAACAAGUGCAGCGACUACCAGCCGUAGUCGCCAUAAUCGACGUAGUAACAGUACCGGCAUCACCACGAAUCCACACGGUAAAAGCGGCGGUAACACAACGGCGUCUAAUAUUAAACAAAGCGCCAGUCGCAACAGCAACAUACGCAGUUCUUCGUCCAAUAGCACAAUGGCCUCUUCCAAUCAUCGGGGCGGGGGUGGCGGCGGAGGAGGCGGUGGAGGCGGAGGCGGUGGUCCCUCUAGUUCAGGCUUACAAAUUGGCUCAGCGUGGUUUCAGCGCAAAAUCAAUUUACGACCACAACAUCGAGGUGUUCAUUUAGUAACUGAAGAAAUUCUAAGACAAAUGCCUGAAUUGGGACAAUUUUCAGUGGGAUUAUGUCAUGUGCAAAUUUUACACACAUCAGCGAGUUUAGCGUUAAAUGAAAGUUGGGAUCCAGACGUCAGAGACGACAUGGAAAUGAUGUUAAAUAAAAUAGUUCCCGAAGGUUUACCCUAUAGGCAUUCAUGUGAAGGACCCGAUGAUAUGCCUGCACAUGUUAAAGCCUGCUUUCUUGGUAGUUCAUUGACAAUCCCCAUAACGGAUGGUAAAUUAUCAUUGGGCACCUGGCAAGGUGUUUGGUUAUGUGAACAUCGUGAUCAAGCCGGUUCCCGCAAACUAGUUAUAACAUUAAGUGGGUGUCCGCGGGAGACAGCACGUAGUCCACUGUCGCCAGUAUCACCAAUUGCCUCAACAUCCAGUUAG
This is a messenger RNA of Lucilia cuprina (Australian sheep blowfly), 1875 nucleotides long. RefSeq names its product UPF0047 protein YjbQ. The record is from RefSeq and is a predicted model, not a curated record. The coding region runs from base 1303 to 1875 and encodes 190 amino acids. NCBI's taxonomy places the organism in Eukaryota, Metazoa, Arthropoda, Insecta, Diptera, Calliphoridae. The transcript has 5 exons.